GUUGUUGGAAACAUAAAUCCAACUCUCUUCACUUCGUUCAGGAUGGCAUCCCUAAAUAGUACGAAACAAAUCGUGACAGUGGGCAGUAUGUUGAAGAAUUCUAGACUUUUCGAGGUCGUCCAAAGAACAACCACAUUCCAGCAGAGAUGUAUUCAUGGAUCAGCCACAGCCUGGUCCGAAGACAAAUACCCAAACCUAGCGGCCAGGAAGGACAUUAUGUUACCCCCGGGUACAUUCAACGGCAAGACAGCAUUUAUCACAGGAGGAGGAACCGGACUAGGAAAGGGAAUGGCUACAACGUUGUCCUCGCUUGGGGCUAAAGUAGCAAUAAUGAGCAGGAAGCUGGAGGUACUCGAGAAGACCGCCAAAGAAAUCUCAAACCAAACUGGCAAUCUGGUCAUACCGCUUGCAGCUGAUGUCCGUGAUGCCGCUGCCGUCAAGGUCGCCGUCGACCAAUUCCAGGAGCAGACUGGCGGCCUGCCCAACAUUGUCAUUAACAAUGCCGCUGGGAAUUUCAUCUCCCCGACAGAACGUCUGUCCUCGAAUGCUGUAAGGAGUGUGAUUGACAUCGUGUUGAAUGGCACCUUUAAUGUGACCUUAGAUAUUGGGAAAAGGCUGGUCGCAGCUAAACAAGGAGCUAAUUUCUUAGCAAUCACGACGACGUACACACAUUAUGGUUCGGCUUUUGUCACACCCAGCGCUGCAGCCAAAGCAGGAGUCCAGACCCUCAUGCAGUCACUAGCUUCAGAAUGGGGUUGGCUUGGUAUGAGAUUUAACUGCAUAGCACCAGGACCAAUCUACACAAAGGGAGCAUUUGGCCGACUGGAUCCCACUGGUCAGUUUGCUGAGAGCAUGAGACAAGGUAUACCUACAGGAAGGUUCGGGGAAGUGGAAGAAAUUGCAAAUCUUGCUACCUACAUGGUCAGCGACUAUGCCAGCUGGAUGAAUGGCUCCUGCGUUGAUUUUGACGGUGGGGAGCUGCCUUUUGCUGCUGGGGAAUUCAACCAGUUAAAACAGGUUACACCAGAGCAGUGGGACCUAAUGGCACAACUUGGAAAGAAAGUCAAAGGAUCUUAAUCAUCAUCAAGGAGAAAUUGAAGUCUCAGAUAUCAUCUGCCCGUACCUUAUCAAAAAGGUGUUCCAUUAAAAACAUACUCAAGACUCUCAACGCAAAGUUUUAAAAUCUUUCAUUACAUAACUUGAAAGUUUACACAUUGGUCUGUAAAUAUCGUCAUACUAACCCGAUGUAAUUUUCACAAUACUUUUGGUUGCGCCAUUUUGGGAUUCAAUGUCCAUGUGUGUAGUGUGCCUUUAAUGCCACAUGGUGUUCACACGCUUAAAGGCAAAGUAUUCCUUUGGUUUUAGGAACCUUUCAAUUGUUUUAAACUAACCUGUGAAUAUCUCCUUUCAAAAGACGGUAGCGUUUUUAAAAUAUCGCCGAAAUCCGGAGCUGUUAGUACGUCCACUCAGUCAUGUACACCUUUGCCUUUAACCAUACCUGCAUUGGACUCCUAACAUGAGCGUACAGACAGUAAUCUGAUGUUACAUUGGUGUUACACUGGUGUUACAUUGGUGUUACAUUGGAGCUAACCUCUGAUUUUCACGACUAGAAUAAAUAUUGUCGUCUAGUUACUCAAUCACAAUUUCUUGAUUUGUGCUUUUAAUAAUCAUAGAUGUUAAACCAAUGUUUGUAUGAGAGAGAUUGGCUGUUGCCAGCUGGGUGUUUAUACCACCUUGUGUGAGUUUGCGGAGUUCCCUUGAUGGGAAGAUCAUCUAAACAAACGACAAACAAACAUUGGUGUUACAUUGGCAUUACAUUGGUGCUACAUUGGUGCAAGGGCUCAGGUGUCAUAACAGAAUUACGAAUUGCACUUAUUUAUUAAGGAACCCAAAAAAAAGAGCAACCAGUUUAAUGUGAGCAUAUAAUAUGCAGAAUUUAUUAUAUCAAAAUAAUACAUUUAUUGACUAUUUACAAUUGUUACAGCCUUUUUUACCAUUCAAAUCCACACUUGCUAUAAAUAUAUAAUCAACAUCUUCUCUUCCAUAUCAACCAGUUCUAGUAGUUCAAAUUCAUUCAUAGGGAAUACAUGUCAUUAAUAUCUUGAUUAUAUCAUACAGGUGUUUUGUGAAUGUUUUUUGAAUAAAUGGGUAUGUAUAUCAAAUUACAAUAGGGGAAAUGGGAAUCGGAAAUUGGGUUUAAGCAGAAAAUUGUGCUUUAACAAAAUUUUCUUUAACUUGAGAAGCAGUCAAAGACAGUACAUGUGGAACGGUAUUUUGCCUGGUAAUCUUAAUCCGGUAAGCAACAUUGUUCUGUGCUUACUGAAGCACAAAAAGUAGCUAAGCACAACUAAAUUAUGUUUACUAACAUAAGGGUACCAACCAAAAUAACAAGUCACAUGUACAUGUACAUGUACUAUCUUUAAAAUGGUUUUCUGCUUAUUUUUGCUAAGCAUAGAAUUGUUGACAUAAUUUUCUGCUAUAGCAGCUCUAUGAAGUUGGGAUUUGGUUCCUUGAAUGAUUAACAAUUAUUUAUGUCAAGAUCCGUUAUACGAUUCCAUCGGUUGAUUUAAUUUGAUUUAUACAGUGGAAGUUUAGAAAAUGUAAUAACAAUGGGACUACAUAUAAGAAUAAUAUUAAUGGCUAUGUUUGUUAAUUGUAAAUUCAUAACUCUAGUAUCAGGAUAAUGAUUCAUUCCAGUCAACAAGUUUUGUUUGAAUACCCCCUUUCUAAUUAUCAAUUAGAAGAAACCAAGAUUGGGUUCCUGCAAAACAUUUCUUGAGAGUAAGCCGACUUGAGAAUGCUGGAUAAUGUUGUGUGUGAGUGUAAAUCCUGUAAGAUACUUUGUAAAUUGGUCCACCGAUUAUUUGUUACAUUUUGCAUUGCAAGUACGCUUUGAAUUAAGUAAAAACAUUGAAUAAAACCAGUGAAUACAAAUUUAAAAACGGAUCAAUCUGUUUUUAGGAAUGUA
Asterias rubens (European starfish) is the source of this 2968-nucleotide messenger RNA. RefSeq names its product 2,4-dienoyl-CoA reductase, mitochondrial-like. Bases 43 to 1077 code for a protein of 344 amino acids. Lineage: Eukaryota; Metazoa; Echinodermata; Asteroidea; Forcipulatida; Asteriidae. Gene Ontology annotation, molecular function: 2,4-dienoyl-CoA reductase (NADPH) activity. Gene Ontology annotation, cellular component: mitochondrion. Gene Ontology annotation, biological process: fatty acid beta-oxidation. The record is from RefSeq and is a predicted model, not a curated record. The transcript is spliced from 7 exons.